UUUUCAGAAAUAGAGAUACAAGAUUAUUAUGAAAGUUUUGUCAAUAUCAAUAAAAUUGCUUCUAACUUACUUUACUUGUAUACAAGUUAUAAAUUCUACUAUAACUUUGAAAGAUGACGAAAUAAUUGCGAAAAUAGAUGACUUUAUAAAUGGGUUAUUACAGUGUCGUAAUGUACCUGGUUUAAGCUUAGGUAUUGUAAGAAAUGGAAAGACGUUUCUUACGAAAGGCUACGGUGUCAGGAAUAUUGAAAGUGGUGAGCCACUUACCGAAUAUACGAAAUUCAACAUUGCGUCUAUAACUAAAUCAUUUGUCGCUUCAACACUUGCAAAAAUUUUUCAAGAUAGAGAAGAUAUUGGCUUCUCUACUCCGAUAAGGGAUAUUCUGGGCCAAAGUUUUUAUUUGUCAGAUUCGUGUAGAACUAAAUCGAUAACCCUUAAAGACGCCUUGUCUCAUAGAACAGGACUACCAAGAAAUGACGUAAUAAGAUUCUCCACAAUGGAUAAAGAUGAUUUGAUAUUCAGAUUAAGAUAUCUAGACUUCACUAAAGAUUUUAGGGACAGUUAUAUGUACAAUAAUUUAAUGUAUAUUCUUAGUGCACACGUUAUUGAAGCCAUACAGGAUAAUGGUAAAAGCUGGGAAGAAGCUACAAAAGAUUUUAUAUUCAGGCCUCUUAAUAUGACUGACACGACAUUUGUCACAGAUAGAAGUGACUGGGAUAAAUAUGCAACUGGUUAUGGAAAACGUUCCAAGGCGGAGAAUAAAGAAAUUGACUUUGAAAUGGUUAAUAAUGCAUAUAAUACAAGUACUGGACCUGGAGGUAUUGGAUCGAAUGCUGUUGAUAUGGUAAAAUAUAUAAAAUUUCACCUAUCGAAUGGACGAAAUGAAAAUGGGGAAGAAGUGGUUAAAGAAGAGAGUUUUUUGAAAAUUAGAGACCCUGUCGUACCAACACAACCCCAAGGAAAUACAGAUUUGGGAGAUGGACUAAUUGUUUGGUCAGCAAUCCAAUAUGGAAUGGGACUAGUUCGCGGCUACAAUAGAGGUUAUCAAACGAUCCUACACGGAGGUAGCCAAGGGGGCUAUCUGUCUCAAGUUGAACUAGUUCCAAAACUAAAAAAUGGAGUUUUUGUCAGUUCUAACGCCAACGGAGAUACAGGCGCACUUCAUGUGCAAGCCACCACAUUUAUUAAUGAUUUACUAGCUACAGGGGCACCAUGGUUAAAUCUAAGUAUUGCUUGUGAAAGUUCCAAAUCUACUGACAAUUCUCAAAAGAAUAUUCGAGAUACCUUAUUGGAAGACAAUCGUCAACAUUUCUCAACAAAAAGAUCAAGAUUCGUAAAACAGGACAAUCAAAUUUAUACAGGUCAAUACGGAAACUUUGCGUAUGGGAAUAUAACCAUUUACGAAGAAAAUCAAGAUCUUUUCUUGUCAUAUGGUCCAAUACUAAAAUAUAAAUUAGAACCCUUUCCUUUUGAGCAUAUCUUUUUCUGCCAAGGACAAGGUAUAUACUGGAACGCUAAUACGGUAGCUGAGUUUCGAAAUAUACGUGAUAAUAAGGCAACAGAAGUUUUAACGCUGCUUGAACCUAAUUCACCUCCUGUUUUUGUUCGUGAUAGAUUAAUGAGUGAGGCACCUGCGCCCCCCGAACCAUGUGAACUUGAGUACUUCUUUCAGGAUGAUGAAAAGCUUUCAAAUUGCUAUUUUGUUUUACUUUCUCUUUCUAAUCUUCCAAAUGUGACGACCAAUAUUUCUAAGGAUUUAGUAACUAAAUCAUCAACUGAGGCUACGACCACUGAAAGUGCGACAUCUCAAAAUCAAAGAGAAAUGACUAUUUCGCCUAAUUCUACUGAGGCAACCACAGAUACAGGAGUUACUGGAGUUUUCUCUUCGCCGUCUCCUACUUCCCUUAAUUCCACUGUUACUGAAAGUACUGAUGACAAUGUCACCGACUCAAAUACUGUACCGACUGAAAGUUACUCCACCGACAGAACUCCUCAAAGCCCUAUUUCUAUUUCCUCAAGUACAGUUUCUGAGAGUACGGUAACAAAUACUGAAUUGUCGACUGAAUCUGUUACAACCGAAUCUCCUUCAGAAUCUCCCAUUGAUAAGAAAGGUAAAAAAAAAAUGUUAUCGCCAGAUAAAAAAGAAAAAAGCCGGAAAGCUUUAUUGGCCGUUGUGAUCUCGUUCGUUUUUGUGGCUAUAAUAGCCGUCGUAGUUGGAGUGAUUAUCAUGAAACAUAGGAAAAAACAAUAUAGUAAUUUGGGAGACGAUUCUUGCGUGCAAUUUACUAAUCCAUUGCACAGUAAUUUUCAAGAUGCUGCAGCAGUACCAACAAAUCAAAGUUCAGAAGAAAAGCAUGCUGUGAGAUUCGGAAAAUAUAACAAUUAA
Molecule: messenger RNA, 2386 nt
Organism: Dimorphilus gyrociliatus
Lineage: Eukaryota; Metazoa; Annelida; Polychaeta; Dinophilidae
Source: the annotation of a GenBank genome assembly